Messenger RNA from Hippocampus zosterae (dwarf seahorse), 3551 nucleotides. Its product is annotated as angiomotin-like 2a. The transcript has 10 exons. The coding region runs from base 297 to 2381 and encodes 694 amino acids. The record is from RefSeq and is a predicted model, not a curated record. Gene Ontology annotation, cellular component: plasma membrane; bicellular tight junction; cytoplasmic vesicle. NCBI's taxonomy places the organism in Eukaryota, Metazoa, Chordata, Actinopteri, Syngnathiformes, Syngnathidae. Gene Ontology annotation, biological process: angiogenesis; regulation of cell migration; hippo signaling.
UCCAGUUGAGCAUUCCUGGCAUUCCCGGCUCGGUCCCUCCUCCCUGCUGGUUUAUUAUCGGCCCGCCUGCUUCCCCAGCAAAAGCAGCAUUUCGUACAGCAGCAGCAAAAGGCGGGGACGCACGUUUUGGUUCCUCAAAGUCAGCCAAAAGAAAAAGAAGACGCAUACGGCUUAUGACAAAAACUUGGAUUUCCACACACCAGAGAAACGCCUUUUUUUGUUAGAAUGAGGGCCUAAGCUGGUUUGACAGCCAGUUCAGUGAAUCCAGUAGAACAGAAUCCUCAGCGAGAAUCAGCAUGACGUCCACAGAGGAGCCGUCUGGUACGGUCUUGCACCGGCUAAUCCAGGAGCAGCUUCGCUACGGAAACCCCACCGACACCCGCACCUUACUCGCCAUCCAGCAGCAGGCCCUGCGUGGGGGCAGCGGGAGCAACAGCGGGCCCAGCAGUGGGGGCGACAUUGGCCGGAGCCCCCGGUCCUCUCUGGAGAGUCUCACCCUGGAGGAGCCCCCGUUCCCCCAGCUGUCGGCCAGACAAGAGCCCCAGGGCCAGGAGCACCAGGGCGACUUCCACCACUCUGAAAGCGGCUUUCAACUCUAUCAGGUCCACGGCGAGGAGCUACCCACCUAUGAGCAAGCCAAGGCGCAUUCUCAGUACCUGGCCACCCACUGGGCGCCGGCGAGCCCCGGGAGGCAGUCCCACGAGGGGGCCUUUCUCGAGGAGGUGGACGAGAUGGAGCGCAAGUGUGCCCACGCUCGGUCCCUCAGCGAGCACCGGAUGCAAAUCUCUCUGGAGAGGAACGAUGCAGUUUCCAAGGCGGAGGCGGUCAAGAGUGCCUCUCACAGCUACCCCGAGCUGGCUUACUACACACAGUGGGGACCUCAGAGUGCAGAGAAACGCAACCCUCCACCCGAGUACUCGGCUCCCGUCCAUGGACAAGGAUUUAUCCCACACCAGGCCCAGGAGCCUGUACAGGCCCCACAGCACAGGUAUAUCCAGUCCGGGCUGCCAGUCGACGUCUCUUGCUAUGAUGCGUUCAGCGGCUUGCCCCCUGCUGGCUUGGAGGAGCCCAAUCAAGUGGCGCUGCUGCUGAUGGAGAACGAGAGGCUGAGGCAAGAGCUUGAGACUCACCGGGAGAAAACUGGUCGUAUUCAGAAGUUGGAGCAGGAAAUCCAGCGCAUUUCCGAGGCCUACGAGAAACUGAUGCAGGGCAGCAGUAAGCGAGAGACUCUGGAGCAGACGCUGAGAAGAAGGCUGACGGACGAAAUCCGCCGGCUGCAGGAUUUCAACCGAGACCUGAAGGAGAACUUGGAAAACGCCCGGACGCACGUCGCCAAAGAAGUGCAAGUUGCCGAUCACAACCAGCACAUCAUGGCCAAACUCCUUGAGCAAAACGAGGAGCAGAACGUGGAACGGGAGCGCAUGGAGCGGGAAGCCGAGCGUCUACGGGCGGCGGCCGAGGAGCAGAGCGCCCGCAGCAAGAGGCUAGAGGAGGCCCUGGAGGCGGCUCGGGGACGAGGCCGUCAGCUGGAGGAGGAGUUGCGCAGGAAGAGGGCCUACGUGGAGAAGGUGGAGAGACUCCAGAGCGCCCUGGCUCAGCUGCAAUCCACCUGCGAAAAGAGGGAGAGCCUGGAGAUGAAGCUUAGGACCCGCCUGGAGCAGGAGCUCCGGAGUUUGAGAGCUCAACAGCGCCAGUCGCAACCACCUGGAGUGACCAUGGGUUCCCUCCAAGAGCGCCUUCGAGAGCGCGAGGAACACAUCCUGGCGCUGGAAGCCGACAUGGUGCGCUGGGAGCAGAAGUACUUGGAGGAAAGCACCAUGAGGCAGUUCGCCAUGGAGGUGGCUGCCACCGCCGCCGCACAGAGAGAUACCACCAUCAUCAAUCACUCGCCUUGUCACUCCUCCAACAACAGUUUCAAUGAGGACCUCCCAGUGGCGGACUUCCGGAAUCAGGAAAUGGAGAACAGGAUCCGCGCUCUCUACGCUCAAAUCCUGGAAAAGGACGCCGUGAUCAAGAUCCUCACGCAGCGGCUGCACCAGGACCAGGGCCGGAAGGACGAGCAGAGUCCCCGCACCAACCUCCUUAGUGCGGCCGGGGCACCCCUGAGACUGGCCUCCUCUACGCCCUCCAUAUUCACAGCCAAGAGCGCCGCAAAGAGUCGAGGUAAGAGUCUGUCCGACGACCAGACGUUGCCAAGCCACGCAUUUUCCGCUCAAUCGGAACCCAACACGCUGGAAAGGCAGACGGAGGGAACCAAAGGCAACGUGGCUGCCGGCAUAAGCAAGCUCAACGCCGAUAAGACAACGCCAAAGAAGUUGCUACUAAACCCUUUCAGAGGACUGGAAGAAUUGGAUGCGGAAGCAGUGGAGAUCUUUAUUUAAAAGGCGUGAACUGUGUGAGAAAGAAUUCCCGAUAUGUGUGAAGUCUGUCAAAGGAAGAAGAUAUUGGAUGUAAGAGGCCGAAAUAUCGCGGGAAAUCAAUGGGCAGGGGAAAAGAACUUGUUUCCCCAUUUUUUUUGGGAGGAAGAGCUGUGCUCUGACUCACAGCUGCAGGCAGUCGGCCCAGGACUCUUUCCAGGUUCUUGGACGGUAUUUUUGAUUGUGUUUGGCACGUGUAAUGCCAACAUAUUUAUAUUCUGUGUAAAAUGGAUACAAUUGCUGCUUUCUUCCCCUUGUUUCUUGUUUUUCUUUUCCAAUUUCAUUUUUUUCCCCAAUCCAGUGAAUGACUAAGCUGCGUAUUUAACUUCCCACAUAUGAACUGAAGCCUCUUCUAUGUGUCUCUCUUUUGUUCUGAGAUACUGUAAAAUAUUCAGCAUUCCCCUCCGACAAAAUGUGGAUUUUUCUUUUUUAACCUGAGUAACCUCAAUUUCGUCCCAGUUGCUCACUAAUUUAUAACAGAAACACUGUUGAAUCGCUCGGGUUUUGCCUGUUUGACGCCGCGGCAGCCGGUUCUGCUCAGGCUGAGAAACACGUGAACAGAUGUGAUUUAUUGUAUCAAUGUUUCUUUCUAUUUUAUUUUUUAUUUUUUUGCCAAACUGACACAGACCUGAUGUUGUUUGUAAAUGUGUGUGAAGAGUGUUGAGUUGAUCCCUAGCUGGUUCGUGUACGUAUGCAUGUCAUCUCACUCGCGCGGCCAUUCCGCUGGUUCGGAUGCCGUUUGGGUGGGCGUGUAAGAACGACAACAUUUUUUGUGUUUACUGUGAGCUUUUGAACUAACAAACACAGGUUAAUAAUAAUAAGAAUUAUUAUUAUUAUUGUUAUUAAGUAUAUUUUUUAUUCAGAGAUUUGUAUUAUUAUUAUUAUUAUUAUUAUUAUUAUUGUAGAUAAAAUCGUGCUUUGAGAAGGACGCCAAAGAGUUUAUGUCUUUUUUUGGGGCGGGUUGUUUUUAAGUUAUGUGCCGACAAUCGCGGUCCAAGUCAAAAGUUGGACACAACCGACCAAGUGUUGACUUCCACCAGUCAUUUCUGACAAACUUCACAGCGUUAUGAAGGUUUUUACAGUUAAAUUUCACUAGACAUUUCAAAAUGCAAUAAAACAUGUGAAUUUACACAA